Molecule: messenger RNA, 974 nt
Organism: Poecilia latipinna (sailfin molly)
Lineage: Eukaryota; Metazoa; Chordata; Actinopteri; Cyprinodontiformes; Poeciliidae
Gene: cyc1
Product: cytochrome c-1
Exons: 6
Coding region: 63-959 (298 amino acids)
Biological process (GO): mitochondrial electron transport, ubiquinol to cytochrome c
Cellular component (GO): respiratory chain complex III
Molecular function (GO): heme binding; electron transfer activity
Source: RefSeq, a predicted model, not a curated record
CGGAAGCGCUCAGUUUGUGUCUCGGCUGCAGCUUGCUGGUUCCUCCAUAGAGAACUGCGAAGAUGGCGGCGCUUCGGGUCGUGGCGCUCUCCGGGAGUGGGAGAGCUCUCCUCAUUACGGGGAAUCCUCUCAAGACUUCCAAGGCCAACAUGUCUUUCGCCAGUCUGUCGGGUAAGAAGAAGGUUGCCUUGACGACGCUGGGCGUGGUUGCCGGCGGCGGCGCGGGGCUCGCUCUGAUGCUCCACCAAUCGGUGAAGGCGUCUGAGCUGGAGCUCCACCCCCCAUCGUACCCCUGGAGCCACGCUGGGCCGCUGUCCUCCCUGGACCACGCCAGCAUUCGCCGUGGUUACCAGGUGUAUAAGCAGGUGUGCUCAGCCUGCCACAGCAUGGAGUACCUGGCCUUCAGGAACCUGGUGGGCGUGUCGCACACCGAGGACGAGGUCAAGACCAUCGCCGAAGAGGUGGAGGUGGUGGACGGCCCUGAUGAGAGCGGCGAGAUGUUCACCAGGCCAGGAAAGCUUUCGGACUAUUUCCCCAAGCCGUACCCGAACCCUGAGGCCGCCCGGGCCGCCAACAACGGGGCGCUGCCCCCCGACCUCAGCUACAUCGUCAACGCCAGCGCCCCCUACAGGCACGGUGGAGAGGACUACAUCUUCAGCCUGCUGACGGGUUACUGCGAGCCGCCUGCCGGCGUCUCGGUGAGAGAAGGGCUCUACUACAACCCCUACUUCCCCGGCCAGGCCAUCGGCAUGGCGCCGCCCAUCUACAACGAGAUCCUGGAGUACGAAGACGGAACCCCGGCCACCAUGAGCCAGGUGGCCAAAGAUGUUUGCACCUUCCUGAGGUGGGCGGCUGAGCCGGAGCACGACCAGCGCAAACGCAUGGGCCUGAAGGUAGGCAGGGGGCGGGGCUUAGGGCGGGGCUUCAGCCUCAUUGUGGCUUAUAAUAAUCUCAGGUAGAUUAUCUGAUAUUCC